Molecule: messenger RNA, 975 nt
Organism: Hyphopichia burtonii NRRL Y-1933
Lineage: Eukaryota; Fungi; Ascomycota; Pichiomycetes; Serinales; Debaryomycetaceae
Exons: 2
Coding region: 1-975 (324 amino acids)
Molecular function (GO): oxidoreductase activity, acting on single donors with incorporation of molecular oxygen, incorporation of two atoms of oxygen; ferric iron binding
Source: RefSeq, a predicted model, not a curated record
AUGGCUGCAAUUGAAUAUGCAUGUUGCUCGAACGCAAAAAUAUUUCCUGAAAUAGAACAUGCCCAUAGACCCGGGAAAUCAGUUCCGGUAGUUGAUCCUCAAGUUUUUUAUAAACAUACUAAAAGAUCAUUAGAAGGGUGUCAUGCAAAGUUGAAAGAGUCUGGUGCAUUAGCUCGUCGCUCAGCUAAAAGUGAACAGUUCAAGAAAAGACAUUAUGAAGAGAAAUUGAAGGAAAGAUCGAUUGAUUAUGCUAAUCAGGAAACAUUGGUAAAUUUGAAAAGUAAAAGGGAUAACGGGACCACUAUUAUCGAUGCUGAAAAUUUCUGUAUUUUAACUCCAGAAAAUAUUAUUGGACCAUAUUAUGUUGGUGGAGAAUAUAUCAGGGAUGAUAUUGUUGAUGGACAAGAAGGGGUUGAAUUAUUAUUGGAUGUUCAAAUCAUUAAUAGUAAGACCUGUGAGCCAAUCGCCAACAAUUAUCUUGAUGUUUGGCAUUGUAAUGCAACUGGGGUUUAUUCCGGAGUGGAAGCUGAAGACACUAUUGGGUUAAAUUACUUAAGAGGAGUGUAUCCAACUGAUGAAGAAGGUAUUGUUCAAUUCAAGACCAUUUUCCCUGGGUGGUAUGAAGGAAGAUCCACCCAUAUUCAUAUAUUUUCUCAUGUUAAUGCAACUGUGCAGACUAAUAAUAAUACAUUGAACAUCGGAGGCACCGAUCAUAUUGGGCAAAUUUAUUUCGAAGAUAGUUUAGUUGAUGAAAUCAGUGAAUUGUAUCCAUAUACAAAAGACACUAACCCUAGAACCACCAAUGAGGAGGAUAUGUUUUUCCCUCAGCAAAACUCCAGUGGUUAUGAUGCCAUCAUUGAGAUUGAGUACUUGGGCACUAAUAUUAGUGAUGGAUUAAUUGGCUAUAUGAGUAUUGCAGUUGAUUUGACUGCCAAUCACGACGAUGCAAUCCUGGUUGCUAAUUACUUGGACUAA